UAGCGGUGGGGUAACACGGCGCGGUAUCGCGAGAGCCGCGUGCAGCGACCGCAGCGCUGGAUGGAUGGCGCCGGUGGGGGCUGGAUGCGCCCACGGCUCGCCCUCUCUCCCGUUAAAUCACACGGUAGGACACGCGAGCGGACGGAGACUGGCGGCGACAGCAGCAGCCGGGGCGAAGUGAGAGACGAGAAGAAAGCGGCGAAGGAGUCCCCCACAUGGGAGCGGCGGCGCCGUCUAAUCCACUUUUAUCUGACAGAAUCUGCCAAAGGACGCUUUGGAAACGCUCUCAUGUCUUCAAACACAAACCGCUAAAUCUGAGGAGCUAAAAACAGAAAGACAAAAAAGCCAACCGCUGGCUCUCGCGAGUGGACAGAUUUUAAGCGAAAAACACGGCUGGAGAGCGGGGGAGGGUUGUAUGGGUGCCAAAUCCCCGUCCAAGACUCGCCACGUCUCCACAACCCACGGCCGCCGCCGCCGCCUUCCUCUUCCUCCGCCGGCUCCCGUCGCCUUCUCCUCCACGCGUCCCUCAUUCUCCCACGCUCUCUCCCAUGGGAGUGACAUAGCGGCCGUCGCUCGGUCUGCCGCCCCGGAAACAGGGGCGUCCAGGUAGUGAUGUCGUGGAAGAGGAACUACUUUGCGUCCGGCGGCGGAGCGGCGGGCGGGGCGCAGGGGCUGGUGACCCCCAGAACCAUGACCUCCAUCGCCCCCAGCAAAGGCCUGAGCAACGAGCCGGGACAGAACAGCUGCUUCCUCAACAGUGCUCUGCAGGUUUUGUGGCACCUCGACAUCUUCCGCAGGAGCUUUCGACAGCUGACCACUCACAAGUGCAUGGAGGACUCGUGCAUCUUUUGCGCUUUGAAGAGUAUCUUCGCUCAGUUCCAGUUCAGCAGCGAGCGCGUCCUGCCGUCGGAUGCACUGCGGAGCGCCAUGGCCAAGACUUUCCAGGACGAGCAACGCUUCCAGCUGGGCAUCAUGGACGACGCGGCCGAGUGCUUCGAGAAUCUCCUGAUGCGGAUCCACUUCCACAUCAGCGCGGAGAGCAGGGAGGACAUCUGCACGGCCAAACACUGCAUCCCGCACCAGAAGUUCGCCAUGACUCUGUUUGAACAGUGUGUGUGUAACAGCUGUGGAGCCACAUCAGACCCCUUACCCUUCAUUCAGAUGGUUCAUUACAUCUCCACUACAUCCCUCUGUAACCAGGCAGUGAGGAUGCUGGAGUGCAGAGAAAAACCCACACCGGACAUGUUUGGAGAACUGCUCCGCAACGCCAGCAACAUGGGGGACCUGCGCAACUGUCCUAGUAACUGCGGGGAGGUGCUGCGUAUCCGCCGGGUGCUCAUGAACUCACCGGAGAUCGUGUCCAUCGGGCUGGUGUGGGAUUCGGACCACUCUGACCUCGCGGAGGACGUCAUACACAGCCUGGGAACCUGCCUGCGCCUGGGAGAUUUGUUCUACCGUGUGACAGAGGAGAGGGCUCGCCAGGCGGAGCUCUACUUGGUGGGCAUGGUGUGCUACUACGGCAAGCACUACUCCACCUUCUUCUUCCAGACCAAGAUACGCAAGUGGAUGUACUUCGACGACGCCCACGUCAAAGAGAUCGGCCCUAAGUGGAAGGACGUAGUGUCUCGCUGUAUCAAAGGCCACUAUCAGCCCCUGCUGCUGCUCUACGCUGACCCCCGUGGGACGCCGGUGAUACUGCAGGAGAGCCCCAACCCCUGUUCCAGCUCCAACCCGCAGCUGGAGCUCCAGCACUGCAGCAGCAAGGCCGGCUACGACAGCGAAGACUCUGGCCGCGAGCCGUCCAUAUCCAGCGACACCCGCACCGACUCGUCCACGGACAGCUCCAGCCACCGCGCCUCCCGCAGCCGGCCCCUCCACCAGUCCACCGGCAGCCACCUCUCCAGCGAGUCCCAGACCACGGUGGUCUGCAACUACGACAUCGGCACGCCGCCACUCGGUGCCGACGCUGGAGAGUCAGCAGUGGAGGGUCCUCCUCGCCCUCCCUCUCCUCCCCUGCAGGAGUACAAGGAGACGGCCGUCUUCCUCCUCUCCUCCCGCCGGCCUCUCACCUCCUCGUCCUCUUCCUCUCGUCCCCUCUCGUCCUCCUCCUCGUCGGGAGUCGGGGGCUGCGAGGGCGGGGUCGGAGGCCCCCACUGGGAGGAUGAGAGCACCAGCAGCGAGAGCAAGUCCAGUUCUUCAGGAGGCCGUUAUCGGCCCACCUGGAGGCCCAGGAGAGAGGCCCUGAACAUCGACAGCAUCUUCACCCGACAGAGAGGCUCCUCUUUGGGCUACAGCACCCUUCCCGGCCCCCCCCCUCCCCCCGGAGCUCCAGGACUUCCCCCCGGCGGCCGGACCGGCCCCGCAGCCAGGGCCUCCGGAGGCGGACGGGCGGGAGGGGGGGAUUCGGAGUCGGGGUUCGGGCUGGUCGGGCAGCCCCGGUCUGUGGGCGGUGGCCGGACCAUGGGUCCCCCCGCCCCUCCACCUCUGAGAGGGGUGGAGCACCAGCCGCGCCUCAUCCAGAGGAUGGAGAGCGGCUACGAGAGCAGCGAGAGGAACAGCAGCAGCCCCGACAGAGAGGUGGGGCAACAGAAGCGAGCGCUCAUGUCGGGUCCUUCGUGGCGCUCGGUGCCCAAGUCAAAGAGCAGCAGUGCCAUCCUGCAGGAGCUGCCCUCACCCAGCUGGGGCGGCGGCGGCGGCGGCGGCACCAACACAGGCUCAGGUCGCAGCGAGCUGGACGAGCUGCAGGAGGAGGUGGCGAGGAGAGCCCGCCAGCAGGAGCAGCAGAAGCGGAGAGAGGCGGAGCGGGAGGCGGCCAUGGGAUUCAACCCCAAACCCAGCAAAUUCAUGGACCUGGACCAGCUCCAACACCAGGCUGUGCUCAGACCCCUGCAUGAGGCUAACGCUCAUAGCGGAUUGGCUGUAGCUGCGUGCAUGAGGAGCACUGGGGGCCCAAUCAAACGCAGGCAGGAUCAGGAAAUGGAACGGGAGACAGCAGGCGCCCGCCCACAGGGGCCUCGCAGUGAACAGCCUGGCCCGGUCCAAGUACUGCUGACGCCCAAUCAGGAGGAGGAAGAGGACCCGGCGCCGCCCAGCCAGGACGCUGCCCUGGGCCAGGCCCCGCCCCCUCCGCCGUACCGGCCCGCUCCCCCUCGACCCUCGCUCACCCUCAGCAUCGCUCACCCCUGCGCCCCUUCCGGCCAGAGGGAGGAGGAGGGCGGGCGCGCGGGGAGGAGAGGGGAGGACGGCGAGGACGGGCGCGAGGGGACGGGGGUGAGGCUGUGUGAGCUGCUGCAGGCCGGGGGGGUGAGUGUCAGACCCCUGGGGAAGCACUUAGCCAUCUCUCUGCCCUCACUUCCUCUGCGUCUCUGGGAUACACAUACCGCACACACCUCACGCCCCACACACCUCGAAACCACGGACACGCACCCUCCCCCGCCACCCUCCACUCCUCCUCCUCCUCCUCCUCCUCCAUCUUCAUCCCUGGAAGCUUCCGGGCAGAGCAGGCCUCAUCCGCCGCUUUGGCAGCCGCCGCAGCCCCCGCGGCCCCCCUCUCCACCCAGCGCCGGCCAGCACUGGCCGAGACACGCCGCCGCCGCCGCCGCCGGAGGCACCCGCCACUGGUCCUCCUGGAGUUUGGACCGGCCCGACGCGGUGGUGACGCCGUACAACACGCCCCCGGACCGCUGCGUUCCCAUCCGGCCGCAGACGUCCGGUCAGAGCUACAGCUACAGUUGCCAGUCCUCCCCGGGGCACUACGGCUCCCAGCAUGCCCCGGGGCGGCACGGCGACCCCUGCUGCGACCACGACGAGGCCGAGCUGUCCGAGCUUGACACCCUUUACCAGGCCAGCCUGCUGGCUGGAAAACCAGGCUGCAGCCCAUCGGAGAGGCUCAUAUCCAGGGUGGGAGGGCAGGCUCGCUCCAAGACCCCCAACGCAGACAUGGAGAGGAGUGUGUACGGGGCGGACUGCACCAGCACCCCCACCUACCUCAACAAGCCAAUGACGUUGCGGGACGCGCGUUUGGGGGCGGGGCCUGACGAGGAGGAGAACCUGAGGCGAAUCGGACGCAGCCUGAGCGGCACGGUGGUGACCUCGCGCCGCAGCCGCCUGACUGCUACCCGCAGCUUUGAGCUGUCGGGCGGGGCAGGAAGCUUCUGGCUGUGUCUGACGGGGGUCAAGCUGCCGUCGGACCGGAGUCCUGCUCUGUUCCACUGAUAUCCGACCCGACCUCCGCGUGGGGCGGCGGCGGCGCCAGCAGGUCCUGAACCACCUUCGCCUACACGGACCUGCUUUCGGCUCAGGAGGAUCGACUCCUAUUCUGCUCCUCUUCCUCCUCCUCCUCCUCCUCCUCCUCCUCCUCCUCCUCCUCCUCUCUCAAAACAACAUGCACACGCAAACACAUGCACGCACACACGCACAUCUGCACCGACGUAGAGCCUCCCUCAGCGCCUGCAGCACCCUGCUUCGCCCCUCUUGGCCUUCCUCCCUCCUCCCUCCUCCCUUCCACCUACUAUUCUGUCUAUGCAGUCACUCUGACCCCCCAACUACAACCUCAACCUCCCCCCCCCCCCCCCCCCCACCCCCCACCCCACUCCCCGGGACUGUUGUUUCUCGUCUCCCCUCUGGGGUUUUUUUUCCCGAGGGUUUCCCCUCUUCGAGCUCCCGACAGACUCGCCGGACCCUCGACCCCGGGGGGGGAGACCAACCAAGUAGCCACGCCUCUUCCUCCUUCUUCACGGGCAUUUCCUGUUGGACGCACACGUAGCUGAACUGUUUCAGAAGGACAGCCAUAUUUUGUUUUUUCUUUUUCUGGUUUUCUUUUUCGCGUUUCUCGGGUUCGGUUGUGUUUCCCCUCCUGUGUGUGCGCACAGUAAAUCCGCCGAGACUGAACUCUAAUAACUAAAAGUCAUGUACAGAAACUCAUGUAUGAAAAACCUGUAUGUUAAUUAAUAAGACCUUAUGGAAUGUUGAUAACGAUCAUUAACGAAUAUUGAUAAACUAAAAGUGGUACUUCCUCAUGUCUGCAUUUCAAAUAGGAGUGGAGUGCACUUCACAAGUGUCUAGCUGGAGUUUCCGCCCCCCCUCCCUCCCAGCCGCUCGCCGACCUAAUGACAGCUCUCCCGUUUCUACCGGGAGAUUAAACAAGAAAAGCGCUUCCUUCCCCCCCCCCCAGCUUCUUCCCUUCUUCCUUUUCUUUCGGUCCCCUCUUCUAUUCUCGCUCGCUUUCUUUGUUCCAAACAGGAAACGGUAGCACCAGAAAUAGGCCAGCAGGGGAGGAAAGUGGAGACGGAACAGGAGAAUGUAGGUUGAGAAAAAAAAACCCUUCUCUCUUUUGGCUUUAUCAAUGAAAGCAGAUGACUCAAGUGCACUUUGCAAGGUUACUUGGCAGAAGUGCACUUUCCGAAGGCUGUGUGACUGAAGAAGAA
Salarias fasciatus (jewelled blenny) is the source of this 5426-nucleotide messenger RNA. It is a transcript of the gene usp54b, whose product is annotated as ubiquitin specific peptidase 54b. Gene Ontology annotation, molecular function: cysteine-type deubiquitinase activity. The record is from RefSeq and is a predicted model, not a curated record. Gene Ontology annotation, biological process: protein deubiquitination. NCBI's taxonomy places the organism in Eukaryota, Metazoa, Chordata, Actinopteri, Blenniiformes, Blenniidae.